Molecule: messenger RNA, 552 nt
Organism: Protopolystoma xenopodis
Lineage: Eukaryota; Metazoa; Platyhelminthes; Monogenea; Polystomatidea; Polystomatidae
Source: the annotation of a GenBank genome assembly
AUGGCGGCGGGAGCUUGCCGGAUGGUGCGAGGAGUCCCGCUGUCUUCGGAGGCGGCGAAUUCCGGCAACCAAAGCAAGUCGAAUGGACCUGGAAACGACGAACGUCACGAUGAAUUGGGUUGCAGAAGAGUCAAUGGCCUCUUUAGUUCCCGGAGCAGGUUGUGUGUAAACGAGGCCUUGAGCACAAAGCCCCCGAUGCACCACCGUCGACCUGCUCCAGUUCCGUCUGUCUUUUGUAGAUCUUCCAAUCAAGCCCAAGCCAACAUGGGUCUUGUCGAAAAGGCUGGACACAACUGGGAUUUUGUAUGGCUUCGUAGAACCCAUAAAAGCUCUCUGAGACUCGGUGAAGAUGCAGUUAAGCGUUGGCCAUUUGAGACAGGGUCUACUUUUCCGGUCAUUUCGGGUGCUGAGACAUCGCGAAUGAUAUGUGCUCGUUUACGAGGUGAGGGAUCGGCAGGGCUUUUCCAGAAUGUUUGCCAUGUGCCGGGUGUUCCCGUCGCGGUACGACAGACGAAUGCUCUGACGACUUCUCGGUGCAACUCUAAAGCGUAA